Arachis stenosperma is the source of this 1654-nucleotide messenger RNA. RefSeq names its product probable lysophospholipase BODYGUARD 4. NCBI's taxonomy places the organism in Eukaryota, Viridiplantae, Streptophyta, Magnoliopsida, Fabales, Fabaceae. The record is from RefSeq and is a predicted model, not a curated record. The transcript is spliced from 4 exons. Bases 263 to 1564 code for a protein of 433 amino acids.
UGCCAGCCACCUUCUCAAGCACUCCACUCUGUCUAGAUACUCUAUUCUUAGCCUAAUAUGAAAGAUUUAUUAAAUUUUACAUUUUUUUAUGAUAUAAGUGAAGUAAAUGUAUAUAGCUGUUAAAUUUCUUUGUCAAGUAGUGUAACUAGUUCUCCCUCAGAAACAGAAUCAGGUGACAUUUUUCAUAAGGACUUGUUGCUGAUUGCAUCAAUAGAAAAGAAAGAUAAGGAUAUGGUUUUAGGCUUUUAGCUUUGGCAUCACCAUGUCUCCUGCUGCAGUUUCUUUACAAAAAUGGUUGAGCAAUGCUGCUCAGGUUCUCAACUCAAUCAUAUGUUUUGUUGUGUUCCUCGUCUUCGAUCUUCUUGACGCCAUUUUCUGCGUUAUCUUUAGAUUCCUUGAUGAGUACAUUGAAGGGGAGGCUUCCCCUUGUUGCUGCCGGAAAGAAAAGAAUGUGAAGGAAGAUGAAGAUUAUGGCUUGUCAGAGAGCCUAAACGAGAGGAAGAACAUUUUUAGAGAAAUGACGAGGUUCUUGAAAAUUAGGUGUAAAAAGGAAGAUUCCAAUGAAGAAUGUGAGAAAAUCGGUGGAAGGUUAAUGAAAAAAAGCUGGUCUGAUUGUGGAUGUGAGUCUUGCCUUUCAUGGAUGAAUGAUGAUGGUGACUAUAGGCUUCAUUUUGUUGUGAAGGAACCUUUAAACGAUGGUGAGAAUUGCAGGGGAAGAAGGCCUUCAGAGAAUGUGAUAUUCUUGCAUGGAUUUAUCUGUUCUUGCUCAUUCUGGACAGAGACAGUGUUUCCAUGUUUUUCUGAGAAAGUGAAUCAAGAUUACAGAUUGAUUGCCAUAGACCUUUUGGGAUUUGGAAAGAGUCCAAAGCCAAGGGAUUGCAUGUACACAUUGAAGGAACAUGUGGAAAUGAUUGAGAAAUCAGUGAUUCAGCCAUUGAAGUUAGACACUUUCCAUUUGGUUGCACAUUCCAUGGGAUGCAUAAUUGCAUUGGCAAUUGCUGCAAAGUACCCCACUUGUGUAAAAUCAAUCACUCUUGUUGCACCUCAGCCAUACUCUCCUUCUGAAGGCAACGAUGCUUGUUUAAAAGCGCUGGCAAAUAUGGCUGGAAAGAAAUUGUGGCCUCCAUUAGCAUUUGGUUCUUCAUUUAUGUCAUGGUAUGAGCACUUGGGUAGAUGCAUUUGCUUUCUCUACUGCAGAAACCACAGGAUAUGGGAGUCCAUUCUCAAAUUCAUUACUCUCAAGAGGGAGCUUCAUUUCUUGAUCAUAGACUUGCCUAGGCACACUCAUCACUCAGCUUGGAGUUCCAUGCACAAUGUGAUAUGUGGUGGGGCGAAAUUUAUGGACACUUAUCUCAGAAUAUCGACCGAAGCUGGGGUUAUUAUUAAUAUAAUACAAGGUAACAAGGAUGAGGUUGUACCAAUAGAAUGCUGCAUUAACUUAAAGAAGAAGGCUCCAAAUGCUGAAAUUAACAUAAUUCCAAAUGCAAACCACAAGACAGUACUUUUUGGCAGAGAGAAGGAAUUUGCAAAUAGUCUAGAGCAUACAUGGGCAUCUUCAUCUUGAUAUAUGUAUUUAGGUGAUUUCAUUGGAUUUUUUCAAAUAACAUACAUAGAAUUGGAAAAUAACUUAAAUUAUCUCUAUUGAUUUGUAAAU